Molecule: messenger RNA, 2453 nt
Organism: Fragaria vesca subsp. vesca
Lineage: Eukaryota; Viridiplantae; Streptophyta; Magnoliopsida; Rosales; Rosaceae
Product: ABC transporter G family member 6-like
Exons: 1
Coding region: 1-2244 (747 amino acids)
Cellular component (GO): membrane
Molecular function (GO): ATP hydrolysis activity; ABC-type transporter activity; ATP binding
Source: RefSeq, a predicted model, not a curated record
AUGUCUCGUGUAGCAGCAGAGAAUCAGAUAUCCCCGUUUUUCACAAUGGAGCUCGACGACUUCCCACGCGCCUCCCACGGCGCCUCACCUUCGCUUGGACAACUGCUGAAGCACGUCGGAGACGUCCGCAAGGAGGCCACCGGCGACGGCGGCGAGACUCCGCUGCAUCACCACCACCAGGUGCUCGACGUCAGCGACGAGAGCCUUGACGAACCGAGGACGCUGCCGUUCGUGCUCUCCUUCACUAAUCUCACUUACAGCGUCAAGAUUCGCCGGAAGUUCAGUCUUUCCGGCAUGUUCAGUUCCGAUCGCAACCGUCUCGGCGCCGCGACGCAGGCUGAGCCAGUCGGGGGAGAGAGCCUCUUCACAAGUACCAAGACGCUGCUGAACGACAUCUCCGGCGAGGCUCGAGAAGGCGAGGUCCUGGCGGUGCUCGGCGCCAGCGGCUCCGGCAAGUCGACUCUGAUCGACGCCUUGGCUAAUCGGAUCGCUAAGGGAAGCCUGAAGGGGAAGGUGAGCCUCAACGGCGAGGUCUUGGAGUCAAGACUACUGAAAGUGAUCUCAGCUUACGUCAUGCAAGACGAUCUGCUAUUUCCGAUGCUGACGGUGGAGGAGACGCUCAUGUUCGCCGCCGAGUUCCGCCUCCCUCGGGCGCUCUCGAAAUCCAAGAAGAAAAUGCGCGUCCAGGCCUUAAUCGACCAGCUCGGCCUCCGCAACGCCGCCAACACCAUCAUCGGCGACGAAGGCCACCGCGGCGUCUCCGGCGGAGAGCGCCGCCGCGUCUCGAUCGGAAUCGACAUCGUCCACGACCCGAUCAUUCUCUUCCUCGACGAGCCGACCUCCGGCCUCGACUCCACCUCCGCCUUCAUGGUAGUCAAAGUCCUCCAGAGGAUUGCUCAGUCCGGCAGCAUUGUGAUCAUGUCCGUCCAUCAACCCAGCUACAGAAUCUUGGGCCUACUGGACCGACUUCUCUUCCUCAGCCGCGGCCAAACCGUUUUCUCCGGCUCGCCAGCUCAGCUCCCCCCUUAUUUCGCGGAGUUCGGGCGGCCCAUACCCGACUCCGAAAACAAAACCGAGUUCGCUCUCGACCUGAUCCGAGAACUCGAAGGCUCUCCCGGCGGCACCAAAUCCCUAGUCGAAUUCAACAAAUCCUGGCAAGCCAUGAAGCACACGACAAACCGUACCACAGACACACGACACGUCGUUCCUCUCCAAGAAGCCAUCUCGGCCUCCAUCUCACGCGGCAAGCUCGUCUCCGGCGCCACCAACAACGACGCCUCCCCCAACUCCAUGGUCCCCACUUUCGCUAACCCUAUCCUCGUGGAAAUCGCCGUCCUCGCGAAACGCUCCAUGAAAAACGCGAGACGCAUGCCGGAGCUCUUCGGCAUCCGACUCGGCGCCGUCAUGGUCACCGGCUUCAUCCUCGCCACCAUGUUCUGGAACCUUGACAACACCCCGAAGGGAGUCCAAGAACGGCUCGGGUUCAUCGCCUUCGCCAUGUCCACCACCUUCUACACCUGCGCCGACGCCUUACCCGUCUUCCUCCAAGAACGCUACAUCUUCAUGAGAGAGACAGCUUACAACGCCUACCGUAGAUCCUCCUACGUUCUUUCACAUUCAUUGGUUGCUCUUCCGUCGCUGAUCUUCCUCUCCGCCGCGUUCUCCGCCACCACAUUCUGGGCGGUGGGCCUCGACGGUGGGCUUUCCGGGUUCUUGUUCUACUUCCUGAUCAUCUUUGCUUCAUUCUGGGCCGGAAGCUCUUUCGUGACGUUUCUCUCCGGGGUGGUCCCGCACGUGAUGCUCGGCUAUACUAUUGUGGUGGCAAUUCUAGCCUACUUCCUACUAUUCAGCGGCUUCUUCAUCAACCGUGACAGAAUCCCGGACUAUUGGAUUUGGUUCCACUACAUGUCCUUGGUCAAGUACCCUUACGAGGGAGUGAUGCAGAACGAGUUUCAGGACCCGACGAAGUGCUUUGUGAGGGGUGUACAAAUUUUCGAUAAUACUCCGCUGGCGGCCGUACCGGCUGCGCUGAAGUUGAAGCUUUUGGAUAGUAUGAGUGAGACUUUGGGGAUGAAGAUUACUAGGUCGACUUGCUUGACUACUGGGAGUGAUAUUUUGAAGCAGCAGGGGGUGACUGAUUUGAGCAAGUGGAGUUGCUUGUGGAUCACGGUGGCGUGGGGGUUUCUGUUUAGGAUUCUCUUCUAUUUUUCGCUGUUGGUUGGGAGCAAGAACAAGAGGAGGUAAUGGAGAAGAAGAAGAUGCAUGCAUGGAAAUGUAAAGCUUAGCUCGAGCUUGUUGCUGCUCUCUCUCUGUGUUUUGUUUGGCGGGAGGUCUUUGUAUGGUUUAAAUUUUCUUUUACGAUUCUAGAAUUUGUCCAGUAUUAUUUUGGAACUGUUUUGGUGGUGCAUGUACAAGUACAAGUGUUGCAUAUAUUGAUAUAUACUUCGCAAGAA